AUGGGAUCCUAUGCAUGCGCGUGCAAAGCAGGAUACUCAGGAGAUGGAAGAACAUGCACUGGUGAGCCGUUUUGAACUUUUUCUAAAGGUGAUUUAUAUUAGAAGAAAGGAAAUAAUAUCUUUGAUUCUUGAAAGCUGGUUUACUCGCGUGCAGACGAAAAAGGUUUUUGGUAGGUCAGACAACAACAACGACAACAACAGCGGAACCAGCAAUCAUUAUUACUUUACAAUUAUAUAUCUUGUUGAAUAGGCAAAAACUUAGAGUACUGGAUUCUUGGAAAAGCUGUUACAUGUGAAAUUUAAACUCAGGUUAAACUGAGAUUUUCUAACCCAGGUUGAUCCUCGAUUUCCUUAGCCUGUGCGGACCCAACUAUCUUGGAGCCUGGAACAGGCUACGAUUUUCUUUCUCUCCUAACCCUAAUUAUUGACCAUGAAUUAGGGCUAGGAGACAAAGGAAAACCCCACUGGAAAUUUUUGCGUUUCUCGUUUUUCUUUCCAAUAUAGCAGGUUGCGAAUAGCCCGACUUCUUGCUUAGCAAUUUACAACAAUUGAUCAGCCUUUAUGAGGUUGUGAGAUCGCUUGCUAAAACCUGCGACGUUUGAUGCAAUUAAUCUAAGCUGCGAUUUAAGAUUAAUUUUUAUGGCGAUUCAAUUACGACUCUUCAUGACCUUUAUUCAUGCAGCGGUCUCCAUAAAGCGCAUGAAAUGAACGCUUGCCCUCUUAGCGGCUAGCUUACACGGGCCUAAAAUCGGAAAAUCGCCUGUGAAGACGGGCCUUUACGAUGCUUUUCAGGAGCCCUAGGCGAAAGCACCCCCCUGCUCCACCCCCUUCGUAUUCCUUGAGUAAAUACAGCUUUUCAAGACGGUACAAACUCACCCAAUGUAAGUGCAACGAUUUUUUAACCCUUUUUUUUUUUUUUUUUUUUUUUUAAAUCAUGCUUAUGUUAUUUUAUUCCUUUUUCGUUCUCUUCUGCCACCUCUUUGCAAAAUGGGCGUGAUUAUACAUAUUGUUAUUCUUCCGUUUCCAGAUAUUGACGAGUGCACCAGCGGUACUGAUGACUGUCACAGUUCACUUGCUUCUUGUACCAACACAGUGGGAUCCUUUAGUUGUGCAUGUAAUAAUCCUUCCAGCGGAAAUGGCCGAACUUGCAAUCUACCUUCAGGUAACGAGGAAGAUGUUCAGUUAACAAACCCGAAAUCACUUGUGAUCGAUGCACCUUGCGCUGGUUUCGACUUCUUAAACAGUGCUUUACUAUUAACUUUUAUUGGGAUUUGAAAAGAUGGCUUUGGAGACUGUCGACCACCGUGUGGUCACUGGUCACGGAGAAUACUUUUGCUUUUUAUUGUGAGCGAAUAGUCGUGCCAGAAACGGUCCGGCUUGAGAGGGCUUCAGUAUACCGCUCGUCUUGUCAUGAUCAGCAAGUCUAUUUUAAUGCGAUUUCUACAGUUACUUUAAGGCGAGUUGACUUUCUCAAGUUUGGCGAUUGCAGUCUCUAACUCUAAAGACUUGCUAGCCAACGCGAAAAUCCGAAAAGAUUGACAAUACGAAUUAGAACAAAUAUACUUAUAAUAUAUGAAAUUAUACGCGAGUAAAGAGUAUCAGUUUCUCAGUCACAUGUACAGUCGAACAAUUGUCAUAUUAAUCGUUGCGGGAAAAAUUGUCUGAUUUUUCUACCGUACUGUCGUCUUUCAUUUUUAUUUUGAUGGUAUUCUUGUUUUAAAAUUCCUUCGAGUAGUAUUCUUGACUUUGGUCAUGAAAGAGGCUUUUCAUCAUAGCGCCCGCCAAACAAAUCUUUUUGUGCUUUAUCGUCUGUUUUUAACUUGCUAAAAUAAUGGCUCUUAAAUUGGACUUAUUUGGCCUACGUUAUGAAUAGCUGACCCUUAGUUGAUAUCGGGCCAUCCUUGCUCAAUGGAUUUCGAAACUACGUUUUCAGCAUAAACGACCUUGUAUAAAUAAUUAUACUAAUAGUGCCUAUUAGUGCGCUCAUAAGAAAAGAACUUUUCUGAGUUAGCAGUCUUUUGACGAUUGAAUUGCCACAGAAAAAAACUCAAUGUAGCGAAUCCACGCGAAAGUAGUUUAUGAGGUUUUAGUUGAGCACGUUUUUGAAAAUGUCAGUAUUGAACCACCUUCAUGCUUACAACUGUCGUUAUCCGCAGUUAAUUAGCAAUUAUGGUCAAUUAUUAUCAAAUAUGCAAACAUUUUGCUACAUAUGCACGAUCCCAUUUCCCAGGGAGUCACUCGUCAAAGCUACAGGCCGUAUCCAUGUUUUCCUUUUAAAUGAUUUAACGUCGUAUUUAACAGGCGUGGGAUAACUCAUCCGUUGUUAGCACAAGUUAUGUCGAUACCGCUGAUGGCUAAUAUGUAGUGUUUUGUUCCUGUGUUGUUAGUGUUUGUCAUAAGUGAAGGUGUGGUGGAGAAUUUAGGACAAUCACAUGAAAAGUUCCUGUUUGUUUUUGCCGGAGCUGAUGUACAGUAAAUGAAACGUUGCAAAGUUAGACUUUACUAAAAAAGUUAUCCAAUGCCUACCGACUGUUGUUCAUUUUCUCUUCUGUGCCAGAAUGUCAGAACUACGGGAGUUUCAACGAUGGAACCCGAAGAACUUCGUAUAACAGCUACUACUAUUAUUGUGAUAGCGGUCUCGGCCCUGGAUGGUUCCGUUUCCAGGGGUCUUCCGGCACAAGAAUGGCAACAUCAUGUACAUCUUACCUGAGGUGUGGUACUCAUUGUAGCGGCUGGCUAUAUGGUGGACACCCCUCAGUAACGGACGGUCAGGCCACCAGGACGGUUUAUUUCAAUUGA
This is a messenger RNA of Porites lobata, 2799 nucleotides long. The record is from the annotation of a GenBank genome assembly. Lineage: Eukaryota; Metazoa; Cnidaria; Anthozoa; Scleractinia; Poritidae.